AUGGCAUCUCUCAAUCCCUCUAAUCCGAUUCAACUAUUCUUCAGCUUAUAUCCAGAGUUCACCUAUGAUCCUUCUGGUCAAACCAUGGCUCAGUUCUGGGAGCUGAGCAACUUGUACGGCUGGGACCGAGAUAGUGACGAGAGAGCGGAUGCUCUUGCAAAAAUGCGAGAUGCCAUUGCGCAACAGUUCAAUGCGUUCUACGGAAGCGAUGCAGAUUCCUUGGAUGGAUGGUAUAACUUGUUCCAAGCAUUGCAAGUUCAGGACAUUCCAGAUACGGUCAAAGGUUGCAAAGAUCUUAUUAGGACAAUCCAUGUCAAUAUCUGCGACCUCGUCGACUAUUCUCUCGGCGAAGAAGACGACCCACCAGAGUUGCAUGUUUCACAGGAGGCUCUUGCUGAAUACAGUCGCCGUGAAGGAAAAAUCUACCCGCGCAAGGAUGCUUAUGCAGAAGGACUGCUAGGGUUCCUUCUGCGAGAGAUAACGGGAACCUAUCAAGGUAGACGGGGCAAAGGUGGCCAAAGGCAAGGAGGAAGAUCGAAUCGCCGAGGCCGUAUUUGA
Molecule: messenger RNA, 558 nt
Organism: Lentinula edodes (shiitake mushroom)
Lineage: Eukaryota; Fungi; Basidiomycota; Agaricomycetes; Agaricales; Omphalotaceae
Exons: 2
Coding region: 1-558 (185 amino acids)
Source: RefSeq, a predicted model, not a curated record